This is a messenger RNA of Tricharina praecox, 839 nucleotides long. Its product is annotated as actin-related protein 2/3 complex subunit 5. Gene Ontology annotation, molecular function: actin filament binding. Gene Ontology annotation, cellular component: Arp2/3 protein complex; actin cytoskeleton; cytoplasm. The coding region runs from base 129 to 713 and encodes 194 amino acids. The record is from RefSeq and is a predicted model, not a curated record. The transcript has 4 exons. Lineage: Eukaryota; Fungi; Ascomycota; Pezizomycetes; Pezizales; Pyronemataceae. Gene Ontology annotation, biological process: Arp2/3 complex-mediated actin nucleation; regulation of actin filament polymerization.
AGAACGUACAGGUACCCGUCACCUACAUACAAGCUCAACUUCCGGUCCAGACAGCCGUCUCCAGCAACUCGUCUCAUCAGCAACUGUCGCAUUUCCUUCUCCGGCUCAAUCACACAACCUCCAUCACAAUGGCCCAAGUCAACUACCGUCUAAUCGAUGUCGACGCUCUCGACCCAGAGAAUGCCUUCCCCGCCGAGCUCCUCACCCCGCAGUUCGAUCCGGUCGCCAUAGGCGACAUCCAAGCUCUCGCAACGCAGUGCCGACAACUGCUGCAGCGCGGGGACCAGGAGGCUGCGCUCCAAAGUGCGUUGGAGAAUGUUCCGUACGGAGGGGAUGACCAGGGGAAGGAGCUCCACCUUUCAACCAUCCUCGAGAUCCUCUCCUCCAUAAAGCAGGCCGAGAUGACGCCAAUCUUGACGCGCAUCUACAGCUCUCCCGCGGGGACGGAGCUGCUCGACGUUCUCAUGAAGUAUCUCUACAAGGGCAUGGCCCGCCACAACGCCUCCAACACUGCUACGCCCGGCGUUUCCGUGCACGCUACUGGCGUCUCCUCUGUUAGUGGCCAGGGAGGGGGUGGUAGAGAGUACGGCGUUGCGCCAAGUAGGGGUGAUGGAGGCGGGAUGAGUGUUUUGUUGAGCUGGCAUGAGAAGGUCGUGGAUGUGGCAGGCACGGGUUCCAUCGUAAGGGUCAUGACGGAUCGGAGGACGGUUUGAAAGCUGCGUGGACUAUACCUUGGAUUGUCUUCUUUCUCUUUCUUCUGCCCUGGCAUUUUAUAGCGUUGAGUUGUAGCAAAAAAGAGGCCGGUUUGCACAUCAUCUUCUUAUCGAGUGAGAUUUGGU